GGGAGCGGUGAUUUGAGCUCCGAGCAGCUGGUCUUCGCGGCUCGCUCUCUCCUUCGCGCUCUCUCGCUCUCCGCCGCCGCCCGCAGGGCUGCGGGGCUCGGUGGCAUCUCUCGGGCGCGGCCCGCUGUCCUCGCCCCUGCCUCCGGCUGCUCCCGCCCCCGGCGCCGCUUGCUCCCCCCCCACCCGGACUCCCCCAUGUAUGACGACUCCUACGUGCCCGGGUUUGAGGACUCGGAGGCGGGUUCAGCCGACUCCUAUACCAGCCGCCCAUCUCUGGACUCAGACGUCUCCCUGGAGGAGGACCGGGAGAGUGCCCGGCGGGAAGUGGAGAGCCAGGCUCAGCAGCAGCUUGAAAGGGCCAAGCACAAACCUGUGGCAUUUGCUGUGAGGACCAAUGUCAGCUACUGUGGCGUACUGGAUGAGGAGUGCCCAGUCCAGGGCUCUGGAGUCAACUUUGAGGCCAAAGACUUUCUGCACAUUAAAGAGAAGUACAGCAAUGACUGGUGGAUCGGGAGGCUAGUGAAAGAGGGUGGGGACAUCGCCUUCAUCCCCAGCCCCCAGCGCCUGGAGAGCAUCCGGCUCAAGCAGGAGCAGAAGGCCAGGAGAUCUGGGAACCCCUCCAGCCUGAGUGACAUUGGCAACCGACGCUCCCCUCCUCCAUCUCUAGCCAAGCAGAAGCAAAAGCAGGCAGAACACGUUCCCCCGUAUGAUGUGGUGCCCUCCAUGCGGCCUGUGGUGUUGGUGGGACCCUCUCUGAAAGGUUAUGAGGUCACAGACAUGAUGCAGAAGGCUCUCUUCGACUUCCUCAAACAUAGGUUUGAUGGCAGGAUCUCCAUCACCCGAGUCACAGCGGACCUCUCGCUGGCAAAGCGAUCUGUGCUCAACAACCCCGGCAAGAGGACCAUCAUUGAGCGCUCCUCCGCCCGCUCCAGCAUUGCGGAAGUACAGAGUGAGAUCGAGCGCAUAUUCGAGCUGGCCAAAUCCCUGCAGCUGGUAGUGCUGGAUGCUGACACCAUCAACCACCCGGCACAGCUGGCCAAGACCUCACUGGCGCCCAUCAUCGUCUUUGUCAAAGUAUCCUCACCAAAGGUCCUCCAGCGCCUCAUCCGCUCCCGGGGCAAGUCACAGAUGAAGCACCUGACAGUACAGAUGAUGGCUUAUGAUAAGCUGGUUCAGUGCCCACCGGAGUCAUUUGAUGUGAUUCUGGAUGAGAACCAGCUGGAGGAUGCCUGUGAGCACCUGGCUGAGUACCUAGAGGUUUACUGGAGGGCCACCCACCACCCAGCCCCUGGCCCUGGACUUCUGGGUCCUCCCAGUGCCAUCCCCGGACUUCAGAACCAGCAGCUGCUGGGGGAGCGCGGCGAGGAGCACUCACCCCUGGAGCGGGACAGCUUGAUGCCCUCAGACGAGGCCAGCGAGAGCUCCCGCCAAGCCUGGACAGGGUCUUCGCAGCGUAGCUCCCGCCACCUGGAGGAGGACUAUGCGGACGCCUACCAGGACCUGUACCAGCCCCACCGCCAACACACCUCGGGGCUCCCUAGUGCUAACGGGCACGACCCCCAGGACCGGCUCCUAGCCCAGGACUCGGAGCACAACCACAACGACCGGAACUGGCAGCGCAACCGGCCCUGGCCCAAGGAUAGCUACUGAGUGCCUCCUGCUGCCCUCCCCUGGCAGGCGCAGGUGCAGCCGGCUGGGGUGCCCACUCCAGGCAGGAUGGAGGUAGACUGGCAUUAGGCUGGCACUAGGCUCAGCCCCCACAACCCCCUGCCCAGCCCCAGCUCCAGGGCUGCCUGUGGUCCCAAGGUUCUGGAGAAGCAGGGAGCCCCCUUACCUCCUGGGCACCAUGACCCCCCUAGGCUCCCAUCCCAGGUACUAGCUGUGUGUGCUGCACCCCGGCACCUUCCUCUCCUGCACAAGAAGCUGCCACCCCCCCUCCCCCGGGCAGUGCCCUCAGGCCAGGAUCCCCUUCGCCAGGGCCUUCCCACCACACUCAGGGAAGGGAUGCCCCCUCAAAGUGACAAGAGGGUGGGGGUGUGUGGGCAGCAUGGCAUGAGGAAGAAACAAGGUCGCUGAGCAGGCACGAGUCCUAACAGUCAAGGGACUCAGGGGUUGUGCUUUGGGGUCCGAGGCGCUCCACUCACCUCACUGCCACACGUUAGAAAUGAGACAGUCAGAGCCCAACAGGGUGACGCUCCCGUCCAUCAGCUGGGGCGAGGCACCCACACACAAGGCUGGAGCAGUCGGCCGGCGAGGCUGGGCCCAGAGGCUCCCCAGCGGCUCUCUUCACCUGCUGGGAAGGCUAACGUCUGACAGCACCAGAGACCGGAGCAUGGUCAAGCCAGACGGGUGGCAGACAGGAGCCAAGCCAGAUUGGGGGUUUGGGAAGGGAGGGCGUGAACAGCGGAGACUGUAUGGAACAGCUUCGGGGGCCUCCUUGCCUCCCUCAUUCUUUUGCUCUUGCAUCCUGUCAUUUCUGUUCUUGGCCCUCAUGCCUCCUGGGGAAUAUGGGCCCAACUUUAUUUGCUGAUUCAUAGCUGCUGCUUGUUAAAUUAGGGUUAGAUGGGGAGAGAGAGGACACAGUGGACAGCCCCCAGAGGCCCUGUCUACCCAACUACCCUUGCCUUACGGCUCUAGCGUGUGACCUACAGAGCAUGUUCCACAAGACCCCCACCUCACAGUCAUCACUAAUAAACACCAUGC
Molecule: messenger RNA, 2703 nt
Organism: Neomonachus schauinslandi (Hawaiian monk seal)
Lineage: Eukaryota; Metazoa; Chordata; Mammalia; Carnivora; Phocidae
Gene: CACNB3
Product: calcium voltage-gated channel auxiliary subunit beta 3
Exons: 13
Coding region: 196-1650 (484 amino acids)
Biological process (GO): regulation of voltage-gated calcium channel activity; chemical synaptic transmission; calcium ion transmembrane transport
Cellular component (GO): voltage-gated calcium channel complex
Molecular function (GO): protein binding; high voltage-gated calcium channel activity
Source: RefSeq, a predicted model, not a curated record